This is a messenger RNA of Staurois parvus, 325 nucleotides long. The record is from the annotation of a GenBank genome assembly. NCBI's taxonomy places the organism in Eukaryota, Metazoa, Chordata, Amphibia, Anura, Ranidae.
GAACAUCGAUCAUUGUACAGAACCUCUGUGUGAGGUCCCGAUCAUGUGAUCACUGAUUGGCCAAUCAGUGAUCACAUGAAGAGUAGUAAGCAAGAUGUCACUUAUGACAUCAUUGCUUACUACGCGUGAAAUCUGUGAAUGAUCACAGAGAUCACAUGGUACAAGGCUACUCACAACAGUCUGUACCAUGUUGUACCAUGUGACAAGCUGUGACCAAUCACAGCUCUCACAGUAUUUCUCAAUGGCUGCAAGAAUGCAGCCAGAGAGAAGGAGAAAUUAUUGCUUUUACAGCCUUUAUGGGUGUAAAAGCAAUCAGUGUAAAAAA